Symbiodinium natans is the source of this 1953-nucleotide messenger RNA. NCBI's taxonomy places the organism in Eukaryota, Dinophyceae, Suessiales, Symbiodiniaceae. The record is from the annotation of a GenBank genome assembly.
AUGGACAACCGUGCCCGCUCUAGAAGCCGUGGGAGGACGGAGAGCACGGAUCCUACCCAGACUUGCUCUGAGCGGUGGGUACACGCAUUUCGCGCACUUGCAGAGUUCGAAGAAGGAGCUUGGGCCGGCAAAGCCGAAGCCGAAGCCACCAGCCUGGGUCAAAUCAAAGCAAGAAGACUCCAGCUGCUUCGGGAGGCUGGUGAGGCUUUGGGCUAUCCGCCGGAGAGCUGGCUGUACUCUGCGGACGCUGCAGAUGCUCACGAGAGACUUGAGCACGUGCCUGCAACUUUGAACGUGGAAGGCCACUUGGAGCCAGGUCGCCCAGGUCGAACCUUCUCCCCACGCGCGGCACAAGGUCGCAGCAGCUUCGAGCAGAACCGGCAGUACACACUUGAGAACCACAUUGAGAUGGUGCUCGACGUUCACCGCGUAGCUGCUUUCCAGACUUGCAUCCAUCGGGCGGCUCCUGGAAGGCGUGUGCUGGAUGUUGGGUCCGGUGCAUUCUGCCUGCUUGGCAGACUUGCGUUGAAAGCCGGGGCAGUCCUCGUGCACUGCGUCGAGCAGAGUUCGGCCAGCAUGGCGCACGCGCGCGAGCUGUUCCAGAUGGAGAUGGCAAGGACGGAGUCGCCGCCGCUGCUGUGGCUUCGCCGCACACCUGCGACACUUUGCCCUGACCAGAUGCAGCUCAUGUUCCCGAGUCCGGAGGUGCGCCGAUGGGAAAUCCACGUGGAAGAUGCAGCGGCUGCAGAGAGAGUGGUGCAUGAAGUUGAGCAGCAUGAGGAGGAAACUUCAGACUCGCACAGCUCUCGGGGCUCCUACUGUGGCACUGUGCUCCUGUGGCCAGAUGAUGAGGAGUUCCCUACAAGCUUAGAGCUCCACCAAGGUCUUUGUGCGGAGGUUCCUCUGCCUGGAGAGUACGACCUGGUUCUACAUGAAGUUCUUGGGUACAUGGCCAGCUCAGAAGGUGUGGUGCCGACCAUCAGGGACCUACAUGCCAGGCAGCUUCCGACGCGUGGCUGUCAGUUCAUUCCGUCAGCAGCUGGAACAUACUUUGCCCCAACAGCACGAAUAGAGAUGACGGAUCUCGAAAUGGCUCUACAUCAACUCUUCAACGGAGAGGAAGAGCUGGCCGUGAAGACCAAAUACAAUGUACGCCAUUUUGACCCUUCCAGCUUCCUAUCGAAGCCUGAAGUUUUUGAGUGGUUUCAGUUUGACACUCCGGCGACUCUGGUAGACCAAGAGCGAUUGGUAGAGUUCAGGACGGCGCGUGAGGGGUAUUUUGACGGUCUGCAUUUCCACUUGCUUAUCGAACUGGACCCCCUGACUACACUCAACGUGCUGACGGUCCCCACGACUUGGUGCACGUCGUACAUUCGAUUGCUAAGAGAGGCCGUCUUCCUCCCCGCUGGAAGCCUGAUAACUUGUCAGUGCAGAGCAGCAAGCGGACCCACAGCCCAGUACUUCGUGGAGCUUUGGUUGGGACCGGCCACGGAGUCACCGCCACUUGCCCGCUUCGCGUGGUCGGGCUGCUCGCUUUCUUGUGCGUUGGUGGCAAAGGGCCACAAAUCUUCGCAUGGAUCCCCAGUCGGCACUGCAUUUCUUCAGCUCAACUUGCGCAAAUGCCGAAAAUGGUAUGAAAUUGUGCCAGUUGAUGUGGUGUCUGAGGUGCAGGAUGUGAUGGACUUGCUCCUAGACUUGGGCGUGCCGCUGACGAGCAAGCAACAGAUAGAACUACGGUUCCAGGCCACAGUCUUCGCGGCCCAUCAUAACGAUGCUGUGGACUUUGCCACGUUCAUUCAACUCAUCAGGUGGAUGCUGGACGUGAACCUGGGCGGCAUCAACCGGAAGACCGCAGGGAACGGUGGUUCCAAGGGAUUCCAGGCAGCAUCGGCAGCCUUGUCCGUGUCCUUGCGGUCACGGUACACCGCGUCCAGACGUGCAUCGCUAUCCUGA